This is a messenger RNA of Camponotus floridanus (Florida carpenter ant), 1954 nucleotides long. It is a transcript of the gene fbl, whose product is annotated as pantothenate kinase 1. Gene Ontology annotation, biological process: coenzyme A biosynthetic process. Gene Ontology annotation, molecular function: pantothenate kinase activity; ATP binding. NCBI's taxonomy places the organism in Eukaryota, Metazoa, Arthropoda, Insecta, Hymenoptera, Formicidae. The record is from RefSeq and is a predicted model, not a curated record. Gene Ontology annotation, cellular component: cytosol; nucleus.
CGAUGCCUUGGUUUGGAAUGGAUAUAGGGGGUACAUUAUGUAAAUUAGUGUACUUUGAGCCAAAGGAUAUAACGAGAGACGAGGCAGAUGCAGAAGUUGAGACGUUGAAAAAUAUUCGUCGAUAUCUUACUAAAAAUUCCGCGUAUGGAAAAACCGGUCAUCGUGAUACGCAUUUACAAAUGAAUAAUGUUCGCAUUAGAGGUAGACAAGGAACGUUACAUUUCAUUAGAUUUCCUACAAGUGAAAUGGGAAAUUUUUUAGCAUUAGCAAAAUCAAAGGGCAUGGCGAAUCUUGUGACUACUGUUUGCGCCACAGGUGGUGGUGCCUUUAAAUUCGAGGAUAAUUUUAAGAAGGAAGUAAACAUGAAUUUGGCAAAAUUCGAUGAAUUACAUAGUUUAAUACGUGGAAUGCUCUACAUAGAAACCACUAAUCCACAUGAAUGCUAUUAUUGGUCAAAUCCCACCGACAACAGCAAAUGUCAGAAAGUACCUUAUGAUUUUUCUGAACCAUAUCCUUUUUUGCUUGUUAACAUAGGCUCUGGAGUAAGCAUAUUAGCUGUAUAUGGGCCAGAAAAUUUUAAAAGAAUAUCUGGAACGAGUUUAGGAGGCGGAACAUUUUUGGGAUUAUGUUGUUUACUUACUGGUUGUAACACCUUUGAAGAAGCGAUAGAAUUAGCAACGGGUGGAGAUAACACAAAAGUAGAUAAAUUGGUCAAAGAUAUAUAUGGCGGCGAUUACGGCCCUUUUGGCCUUCCUGGAGACUUAGUUGCGAGCAGCUUCGGACAAAUGAAUUCCAAAGACCGCAGAAAUACUGUUACAAAAGAAGAUCUAGCGCGUGCAACACUUGUUACUAUCACAAAUAACAUCGGUUCUAUUGCGCGCAUGUGUGCUGUUAAUGAAAAAAUUGAGAGGGUUGUAUUUGCUGGAAAUUUUCUCAGGGUAAAUCCAAUAUCGAUGAAAUUAUUGGCCUAUGCUAUGGAUUAUUGGUCUAAAGGAACCUUGAAAGCCCUGUUUUUAGAACAUGAAGGUUACUUUGGCGCUGUGGGAUGUCUAUUACAAUUUAAUGGCGAAUCGAGUUAAGCACAAUAAAAGAUGUUAGGCAACUGUCAUGCGACAUACAGCAUUCCAUAUAAUCAGCUCGACAGAAUUUUUUUGAGUGAACAAGAUUAACGUAACUAUUUAUUUUUAUUGCAUGUUCAUUUUUGAAUGAAUAUACAUACGAAACAAUUGUUUAUUGUUAUGAGAUAAAAGGAUUUCUACAUUUAAGAAGUAUGAUCAUAUAUUAGUAAAUUUUGUCGUAUAAUUUUUAUCAAAAUUUUUUUUCUAAGAAAAAUAAUUAUGCCAGGUAUAUAUUUGGUUUUAGAGGGUAGUUAUUUCCAUAUAAUUGUUAUAUCAAAUGAAUGAUUGAGCAUAAAUUUAGUAAGAUAAUUAUUAUUAUUGAGUGAAUGAAUAUGAGCAUAACACGACUCGGCAGAUAGGUUUGAUAAUGGACCAAAUCCAAAGGGAAUUAAGGAUUACCUUUUCUCCCAAUGUUCGUUACAUGCCGUAUAUAGAUUAGUUCUACCUCAUAAUUUAUAUUGUCAAAUUUUUCUACAGAAUGCACAGAUUUUUAUGUAUAUAAAUAAUGGUAAUGCGUUAUUACAUUUGCGUGCACGACUUUUCGUAAGUUUAUAAUCGGCGAAUAAAACCAUUGUAAUGCUAAAUAUUUAUACAUUAAUUGUUAAUGUGUAUUUAUAAUUUUGUUGUUGAUACAUUACGCAUUACUAGAAGAUAGAUUAUUAGAUAAAUUUCUUAAUACGAGCUUUUUAGUUGAAUGAAAUUUUUAAUGAAAUGUAUGUAAUGUUAGCAUCUUUGUGCGCGACUGGCAAUAAUUGAAAAACUAAGAACCUUUUUAUAUUGUUUAUAUUGAUACAGCGAGAUAUCAUGAUUAUAAUUCAAAAUACAUAUGCUUCCUU